AUGGCCAAGGAAUUCGCUAGAGCCGAACACGGAUUCCGCAAUACUGGGUUCGAAAAAUUGGAGGUAGACGAUGGUCACCAAACCCUAGAGAAGCCACCAACGCAAACGGCUGUGGUUGCUGCGUUGACAUUCGGGCUCUGUCUUGUGUCUUUUGCAGCGGCGAUUGACAACACCAUCCUCGCAACUGCCAUACCACGAAUCACCUCCGACUUUGCCUCCCUUGACAGCUCAGGAUGGUAUCGCAAUGCAUCGUUGGUCGUUUCCACGGCUCUGCAGCUGCCGCUCGGCAAGGUCUACACGCUAUUCAACGUGAACUGGACCUACUUAGCCAGCGUCGUCAUUUUCGAGAUUGGUUCAGUCAUGUGCGCUGUCGCCCCCAAUUCCAGCACCUUCAUCGCAGGCCGCAUCGUAUCGGGCGUGGGAACAUCGGCGCUCUAUUCCGGAGCCAUCAACAUCCUAGGCCUAUACGCGCCCGAGCAAAUUCGCCCUGCCUUGUUUGGCAUUGUUACCAGCAUGGUUGGGGUCGCCUCCUUGGUUGGACCGCCUUUGGGGGGUGCCUUUACAGAUUCCCCUCGGACGACGUGGAGAUGGUGUUUCUGGAUCAACCUUCCCAUUGGCGCUGUGGCCGGUGGAUGCAUUUUUGCAUCAAUACGAGCCUCGCGUGCUCGUCGCCUGGCAAAUAAUAAGGAACACGAAAAUAACUCGCAAAUGUCAGCACCAAUUUUACUAAAGCGAAAGUUGUUCAAGUUGGAUCCUUUGGGCACUCUGCUCCUAAUCCCAGCUGUGGCCAGCCUUCUCAUCGCCCUGCAAUGGGGCGGAACCACAUAUGAUUGGAAGGAUGGACGCGUCUGGGGCUGCCUGCUCUGCUCUGGACUCAUCCUCAUCGCAUUCGUCGCGGUUGAAAUGAGACUGGGGAACGAUGCUAUAAUCCCCCCUCAGCUUGUCGUCCGCCGCUCUGUGCCGGCUGGAGUGCUUUUCAUCGCUGCACUCUCCGCCGCCAUGUACACACACGUCUUCUUCCUGCCGUUUUACUUCCAGGGAGUCCUGGGGCUAAGCGCCACGGACUCGGGCCUCCGCACCAUGGCCUACGUCGGGACCAUGGCGCUCAGCGGCAUCUUUGCCGGCGGGGCCAUGUCGUCGGCUAAGGGGGGCUGGGUUUCGAAGCACAAGCCGUACGCCUGGUUCGGCGCGUCACUCUUUGCCGCCGCCGCGGGGCUGCUGCACACUCUUGCUCCCGAUUCCGCCACCGCAAAGAUGGUGGGCUAUCAACUGCUGGCGGGAGUUGGGCUCGGCGUCGGGUGGCAGGUUCCUUUCGUCGCCAUCCAGCGGGACAAAACCCUUGGCCAGAUCCCCGGCGAUGUCCAAGCCAUCGCCAACGCCCUCGUUGCCUUUUCUACCUCUUUUGGAGCUGCGCUGGGCAUCGCCGUCGCUCAAAACAUUUUUUCGGUGAGGCUGGCUCAGGGUUUGAGUAUGAUCCCAGGCGUGACCCCUGAGCAAGUCGACUUGAUUAUUGAUGGUGGUUUGGUGACGGGUUUUAGAGAUUCCAACGUUUUCAACGAUAGAUUGGUGGCUUCAAUUGCGAAGACUCUCAGCGACUCAAUUAGUGCUACGUUUAUAUUUCCUAUCGUUGUCGGCACGCUGGCUGCUUUUUUUGGUCUUAUUUUCCCAUAG
Molecule: messenger RNA, 1671 nt
Organism: Pyricularia grisea
Lineage: Eukaryota; Fungi; Ascomycota; Sordariomycetes; Magnaporthales; Pyriculariaceae
Exons: 2
Coding region: 1-1671 (556 amino acids)
Biological process (GO): transmembrane transport
Molecular function (GO): transmembrane transporter activity
Source: RefSeq, a predicted model, not a curated record